Mya arenaria is the source of this 1128-nucleotide messenger RNA. RefSeq names its product probable muscarinic acetylcholine receptor gar-1. Gene Ontology annotation, biological process: adenylate cyclase-activating adrenergic receptor signaling pathway. Gene Ontology annotation, molecular function: G protein-coupled receptor activity. Gene Ontology annotation, cellular component: membrane. The record is from RefSeq and is a predicted model, not a curated record. NCBI's taxonomy places the organism in Eukaryota, Metazoa, Mollusca, Bivalvia, Myida, Myidae.
AUGGAUUUUCAAGUUACGGCUAAAAACAUUAUCCUUGCCGUGGUGUUGACUCUAAUGGACAUAGUGACAAUAUUUGGAAAUCUGCUUGUACUUCUAUCGUUCGCCAUUGAGAGACGGUUAUUACAACCAUUUAACCUUUACAUACUAAAGCUAGCAGUAACGGACUUCUUCGUUGCCAUAACGGAUGAUACGCUGCUUGGAUACUGGCCGUUCGGACGCAUCAUGUGUGGUGUGUGGAUCUACUUUGACUUUGCGAUGACAUUUGAGUUUGAGUCUGUGUUUACGUUAGUCGCUAUCUCCGUAGACCGCUUCUGGUGCGUCACAUGGGCUAUCAAUUACAAAAAAUUUAACAACCGUUGCCGAACAGUAAUGAUACUCAUUUUUAUAUGGUUUUGUGUAGAUGCAGUAUGGACACCACCCUUUAUCGCCGACAGACUGCAACAUAAUGAGGACCAUUUCUGUAUUUGGGAGCCGUCAGACAACCGCGAGUUUGUCAUAUUUGUGGCGUUAAUAGGACAUUACGCUCCUUGUCUGGUGAUGGUUUUCUCCUAUUUGAAGGUGCUCUACGUUAUGCGCCGCCAAGCAUUAAAUGUCGCAGCAAACACGGAUAUCAGCCUUCAAACUCGAAGUAGCGUGCUUACGGUAAGAACUGAUGCCAAUGCUGCCAGGGCUAGCGUGUUGCAAAAUAGUGAAUCAAGAGGUGACCGUACGAUAACUGAUAAAACCCCAAACAAGUAUUUGAGUGUCGGUAGAAGCACUGUGGGCGGAGCCUCUACAAGCCAAACUGGAAUUGGCUCGAAAGGCAGAUUGACAAAAACAUCUAAAACCUACGACUCCCGGAGGAAUCCAGUCACGAAGGAGAAUGGUGGGAAUGUUCGAGAGAGAAGGAUUUUCAUAACCCUGACUUACGUGCUCAGUAGCUAUCUAAUAUGUUGGUUCCCGUAUUACAUCGUCUUUGAUACGUACGCAUGGGCACCAGAGUUAGUCCCGGGAGAGUUGUACACGUUCUUUUUUUGGAUGACAUACUUAAACUCGACCCUGAAUCCGUUUAUAUACGCCUAUACGAGUAAAGAACUUCGACAAGCCUUUAUGAAGGUUUUUAGGCGUGUUUAUCGAUGUAGGCCCUGA